This is a messenger RNA of Paramacrobiotus metropolitanus, 7719 nucleotides long. RefSeq names its product pre-mRNA-processing-splicing factor 8. Gene Ontology annotation, biological process: mRNA splicing, via spliceosome; spliceosomal tri-snRNP complex assembly. NCBI's taxonomy places the organism in Eukaryota, Metazoa, Tardigrada, Eutardigrada, Parachela, Macrobiotidae. Bases 309 to 7481 code for a protein of 2390 amino acids. Gene Ontology annotation, cellular component: catalytic step 2 spliceosome; U5 snRNP. Gene Ontology annotation, molecular function: protein binding; U5 snRNA binding; pre-mRNA intronic binding. The transcript is spliced from 15 exons. The record is from RefSeq and is a predicted model, not a curated record.
AUUUUUUAUCAAAGACAAACCAAACGUUACGGUUGGGAUGUGUACAUUUCUGUGAUUCCCAGUUUUCAUAAUUUGAUUACUGCUGUGGAAAGAUAGAAGAUCGAAUUUUUGUGGAGAAGUUGUUAUUCUUUCUAUGUUAACCUACUGCGAGCGAGGAGUGUGGAUGCUGUCGGUUGUGCGAUCGUGAUUAUUAAUUAUAGCGUGCAUUCCGGGCUCCUGCAGUCCUGCUCGAUGAUCUUGCAAGUCUGGUUACACUGAAUAAUUCCUCUCCGCCACUUGAUUAAUCAGUGAGGUCUGAUCCCGCCGCAAUGGAUCCCGCGCGUUUCGGGCCUCCUCCGGGGUUCCCCGGUGCACCCCCGGGUUUCCCGGGCGGCCCCCCGCCCCCGCGCAUGCCCUUCCCCUUCCCGCCGCCCCACACCGCGCCGCCCUUCCUCCCGCCCUCGGGGAUGGGACUGCCCCCCGUCCCCCCGCAAGGGCCGCCCCCGCCCGCCGCUCUCCAGAGUCUCCAUCCGCCGGGGGCGCCUUUCCCGCCGCAGCCCGAUGAGCGGCAGCGGCAGGCGGAGCUGGAGGAGAAGGCCAAGAAGUGGCAGCUGCUGCAGACGAAGCGCUACGCGGAGAAGCGCAAAUUCGGCUUCAUCGACGCGCAGAAGGAGGACAUGCCGCCGGAGCAUGUGCGCAAGAUCAUCCGCGACCACGGCGACAUGACGCACAAGAAGUUCAAGAACGACAAGCGCGUCUACUUGGGCGCCUUGAAGUACAUUCCGCACGCGGUGCUGAAGCUGCUGGAGAACAUGCCCAUGCCGUGGGAGCAGGUCCGCGAAGUCAAGGUCCUCUAUCACAUCACAGGUGCGAUCACGUUCGUGAACGAGAUCCCGUGGGUGGUGGAGCCGGUGUACGUGGCGCAAUGGGGCACCAUGUGGAUCAUGAUGCGGCGCGAGAAGCGCGACCGGCGCCACUUCAAGCGCAUGCGCUUCCCGCCCUUCGACGACGAGGAGCCGCCGCUGGACUACGCCGACAACGUGCUGGACGUGGAGCCGCUGGAGGCCAUCCGCAUGGACCUGGACAACAACGAGGACCGCGCCGUCAGCCACUGGUUCUACGACAACAAACCGCUAGUGGACACGCCGCACAUCAACGGCACCACCUACCGCCGCUGGACGCUGGACCUGCCCAAGCUGGCCACGCUCUACCGGCUGGCUAAUCAGCUGCUGUCCGACCUGGUCGACGACAACUACUUCUACUUGUUCGAUCUCAAGUCCUUCUUCACCGCCAAGGCACUCAACAUGGCCAUCCCAGGUGGUCCGAAGUUUGAGCCGCUGGUGAAGGACGUGAACCCGGCGGACGAGGACUGGAACGAGUUCAACGACAUCAACAAGAUCAUCAUCCGGCAGCCGGUGCGCACCGAGUACCGCAUCGCCUUCCCCUUCCUGUACAACAACCUGCCGCACCACGUCCACCUCUCCUGGUACCACACGCCCAACGUGGUCUUCAUCAAGACCGAGGACCCCGACCUGCCGGCCUUCUACUUCGACCCGCUGAUCAACCCCGUCACUAGCAGCAAGACGGGCGCGGCGCGCUCCUCGGAGGUGGCGCUGGACGACCUGGAGGAGUUCGAGCUGCCCGAGAUGGUCCAGCCGCUGCUGCAGGAGGCCCCACUGUACACGGAUAACACGGCCAACGGCAUCGGCUUACUGUGGGCGCCGCGGCCCUUCAACAUGCGCUCGGCCAUGACGCGCCGCGCCAUCGACGUGCCGCUGGUCAAGAACUGGUACCGCGAACACUGUCCUACCGGAAUGCCGGUGAAGGUGCGCGUGUCGUACCAGAAACUGCUGAAGACCUACGUGCUCAACGCGUUGAAGCACCGGCCGCCGAAACCGCAGAAGAAGCGCUACCUGUUCCGCUCCUUCAAGUCCACCAAAUUCUUCCAGUCCACCUCGCUGGACUGGGUGGAAGCCGGUCUGCAAGUGUGUCGCCAAGGCUACAACAUGCUGAACCUGCUGAUCCACCGCAAGAACCUCAACUACCUCCACCUCGACUACAACUUCAACCUCAAGCCCGUCAAGACGCUGACCACGAAGGAGCGCAAGAAGUCCCGCUUCGGCAACGCCUUCCAUCUGUGCCGCGAGAUCCUGCGGCUGACGAAGCUGGUGGUGGACGCGCACGUCCAGUACCGGCUGAACAACGUGGACGCCUUCCAGCUGGCGGACGGGCUGCAGUACAUCUUCUCGCACAUCGGGCAGUUGACGGGGAUGUACCGCUACAAGUACAAACUGAUGCGGCAGAUCCGCAUGUGCAAGGACUUCAAGCAUCUGGUGUAUUACCGCUUCAACACCGGUCCGGUGGGAAAAGGCCCUGGAUGCGGGUUCUGGGCGCCGGCGUGGCGGGUGUGGUUGUUUUUCCUGCGGGGAGUGACACCACUGUUGGAGCGCUGGUUAGGGAAUCUGUUAUCGCGGCAGUUUGAGGGCCGGCACUCGAAGGGCGUGGCCAAGACGGUGACGAAGCAGCGCGUAGAGAGCCACUUCGAUCUGGAGCUGCGGGCAUCCGUCAUGCACGACAUCCUGGACAUGAUGCCGGAGGGGAUCCGCCAGAACAAGGCCCGCACGAUUCUCCAGCAUCUCAGCGAGGCGUGGCGCUGCUGGAAGGCCAAUAUUCCCUGGAAGGUGCCCGGACUGCCGACGCCGGUGGAGAACAUGAUCCUGCGCUACGUCAAGCUGAAGGCGGACUGGUGGACGAACACGGCGCACUACAACCGCGAGCGGAUUCGCCGCGGGGCCACCGUGGACAAGACGGUGUGCAAGAAGAAUCUGGGCCGGAUGACGCGGCUGUAUUUGAAGGCGGAACAGGAGCGCCAGCAUAAUUACUUGAAGGACGGGCCGUAUGUCAGCGCGGAGGAGGCCGUGGCGAUUUACACGACUACCGUGCACUGGUUGGAAAGCCGGCGAUUUUCGCCGAUUCCGUUUCCGCCGCUGUCGUACAAGCACGACACGAAGCUGCUGAUUCUAGCCUUGGAACGGCUGAAGGAAGCGUACAGUGUCAAGUCCCGGCUGAACCAGAGUCAGCGCGAGGAACUGGGCUUGAUUGAGCAGGCGUACGACAAUCCGCACGAAGCGCUGUCCCGCAUCAAGCGCCACCUGCUGACGCAGCGCGCCUUCAAGGAGGUCGGCAUCGAAUUCAUGGAUCUGUACAGCCAUUUGGUGCCGGUGCACGAUAUCGAGCCGCUGGAGAAGAUCACCGACGCCUAUCUGGAUCAGUAUCUUUGGUAUGAAGCGGACAAGCGCGGGCUGUUCCCGCCGUGGAUCAAGCCGUCGGACGCGGAGCCGCCGCCUUUGUUGGUGUACAAGUGGUGCCAGGGCAUCAACAACCUGCAGGACAUCUGGGACAGCACGGACGGGCAGUGCGUGGUGAUGAUGCAGUCGCAGUUCGAGAAGAUGUACGAGAAGAUGGACCUGACGCUGCUCAACCGGCUGCUGCGCCUCAUCGUCGACCACAACAUCGCCGACUACAUGACGGCCAAGAACAACGUCCUCAUCAACUACAAGGACAUGACGCACACCAACGGCUACGGCAUCAUCCGCGGCCUGCAGUUCUCCAGCUUCGUCACGCAGUACUACGGGCUGGUGCUGGACCUCCUCGUCCUGGGGCUGCACCGCGCCAGCGAGAUCGCCGGUCCGCCGCAGAUGCCCAACGACUUCCUCACCUUCCAGGAUGUGGCCACAGAGACCUCCCACCCGAUCCGUCUGUACUGCCGCUACAUCGACAAGAUCUUCGUCCUCUUCCGCUUCUCGGCGGACGAAGCGCGCGACCUGAUCCAGCGCUACUUAACGGAGCACCCCGAUCCCAACAACGAGAACAUCGUGGGCUACAACAACAAGAAGUGCUGGCCGCGCGACUCGCGCAUGCGCCUCAUGAAGCACGACGUCAACCUGGGCCGCGCCGUCUUCUGGGACAUCAAGAACCGGCUGCCGCGCUCCACCACCACCAUCAACUGGGACGAGAGCUUCGUGUCGGUGUACUCCAAGGAUAAUCCUAACCUGCUCUUCAGUUUGUGCGGCUUCGAGUGCCGCAUCCUGCCCAAGUGCCGCACCAGCACCGAGGAGUACACGCACAAGGACGGCGUGUGGAAUCUGCAGAACGAAGUGACGAAGGAGCGGACGGCGCAGUGCUUCCUGCGCGUCGACGAUGACUCCAUGCAGAAGUUCCACAACCGCGUCAGACAGAUCCUGAUGGCCUCGGGCUCGACGACCUUCACCAAGAUUGUCAACAAGUGGAACACGGCGCUCAUCGGACUGAUGACGUAUUACCGCGAGGCGGUGGUGAACACGCAGGAGCUGUUGGAUCUGCUGGUGAAGUGCGAGAACAAAAUCCAGACGCGCAUCAAGAUCGGGCUGAACUCGAAGAUGCCGUCGCGCUUCCCGCCCGUGGUGUUCUACACGCCGAAGGAGAUCGGCGGCCUGGGCAUGCUGUCGAUGGGGCACGUGCUGAUCCCGCAAUCGGAUCUGCGCUGGUCUAAGCAGACGGACAUCGGCAUCACGCACUUCCGCUCGGGCAUGUCGCACGACGAGGACCAGCUGAUCCCCAACUUGUACCGCUACAUCCAGCCCUGGGAGUCCGAGUUCAUCGACUCGCAGCGCGUCUGGGCCGAGUACGCGCUCAAGCGGCAGGAGGCCAACGCGCAGAACCGCCGCCUGACGCUGGAGGAUCUGGAGGACAGUUGGGAUCGCGGGAUUCCGCGGAUCAACACGUUGUUCCAGAAGGAUCGCCAUACGCUGGCCUACGAUAAGGGCUGGCGUGUGCGCACGGAGUUCAAGCAGUACCAGAUCCUGAAGCAGAACCCCUUCUGGUGGACGCACCAGCGGCACGACGGGAAGCUGUGGAAUUUGAAUAAUUACCGGACGGACAUGAUCCAGGCGCUGGGCGGCGUGGAGGGCAUCCUGGAGCACACGCUGUUCAAGGGCACGUACUUCCCCACGUGGGAGGGCCUGUUCUGGGAGAAGGCCAGCGGGUUCGAGGAGUCGAUGAAGUACAAGAAGCUGACGAACGCGCAGCGCUCGGGCCUCAACCAGAUCCCCAACCGGCGCUUCACGCUCUGGUGGUCGCCCACCAUCAACCGCGCCAACGUCUACGUCGGCUUCCAGGUGCAGCUGGACCUCACCGGCAUCUUCAUGCACGGCAAGAUCCCCACAUUGAAGAUCUCCCUCAUCCAGAUCUUCCGCGCCCAUCUCUGGCAGAAGAUCCACGAGUCCGUCGUCAUGGAUUUGUGUCAGGUGUUUGAUCAAGAGCUGGACGCCCUGGAAGUCGAGACGGUGCAGAAGGAGACGAUCCAUCCGCGCAAGAGCUACAAGAUGAACAGCUCCUGCGCCGACAUCCUGCUCUUCGCCGCCUACAAGUGGAACGUGUCGCGACCGAGCCUGCUGGCCGACGUGAAGGACAUGAUGGACAGCACCACCACGCAAAAGUACUGGAUCGAUGUGCAGCUGCGCUGGGGCGACUUCGACUCGCACGACGUGGAACGCUACGCGCGCGCCAAAUUCCUGGACUACACGACGGACAACAUGUCCAUCUACCCGUCGCCCACGGGCGUGCUGAUCGCCAUCGAUUUAGCCUACAACCUGCACAGCGCCUACGGUAACUGGUUCCCGGGCUCGAAGCCGCUGAUCCAGCAGGCCCUGGCCAAGAUCAUGAAGGCCAACCCGGCGCUGUACGUGCUGCGCGAGCGCAUCCGCAAGGGCCUGCAGCUGUACAGCUCCGAGCCCACCGAGCCCUACCUGUCCUCGCAGAACUACGGCGAGCUCUUCUCCAACCAGAUCAUCUGGUUCGUCGACGACACCAACGUCUACCGCGUCACCAUCCACAAGACCUUCGAGGGCAACCUCACCACCAAGCCCCUCAACGGCGCCCUCAUCUGCUUCAAUCCCCGCACUGGCCAGCUAUUCCUCAAGGUGAUCCACACGUCGGUGUGGGCCGGGCAGAAGCGUCUGGGUCAGCUGGCCAAGUGGAAGACGGCGGAGGAAGUGGCGGCGCUGAUCCGCUCGCUGCCGGUGGAGGAGCAGCCCAAGCAGAUCAUCGUGACGCGCAAGGGCAUGCUGGACCCGUUGGAGGUGCAUCUCCUCGACUUCCCCAACAUCGUCAUCAAGGGCAGCGAGCUGCAGCUGCCCUUCCAGUCGGUGCUGAAGGUGGAGAAGCUGGGCGACCUGGUGCUGAAGGCCACCGAGCCGCAGAUGGUCUUGUUCAACUUGUACGACGACUGGCUCAAGAACAUCUCCUCCUACACCGCCUUCUCGCGCUUAGUGCUCAUUCUGCGCGCGCUGCACGUCAACACCGAGCGGACCAAGGUGGUGCUGAAGCCCGACAAGACCACCAUCACCGAGCCGCACCACAUCUGGCCCACGCUCACCGACGAAGAAUGGAUCAAGGUGGAAGUGGCGUUGAAGGACCUGAUUUUAGCGGAUUACGGGAAGAAGAACAACGUGAACGUGGCCUCGCUGACCCAGUCGGAGAUCCGCGACAUCAUCCUGGGCAUGGAGAUCUCGGCGCCCUCGGCGCAGCGCCAGCAGAUCGCCGAGAUCGAGAAGCAGACGCGCGAGCAGUCCAACCUGACGGCCGUGGCCACGAAGACCACCACGAAGUCGGGCGACGCCAUCGUGACGACGACGACGUCCAACUACGAGACGCAGUGGUUCUCCUCGCGCACCGAGUGGCGCGUGCGCGCCAUCUCCGCCACCAACCUGCACCUGCGCACGCAGCACAUCUACGUCUCCUCCGACGACAUCAAGGAGACCGGCUUCACCUACGUCCUGCCCAAGAACCUGUUGAAGAAGUUUAUCGUGGUCAGCGAUCUGCGCACGCAGAUCGCCGGCUAUUUAUAUGGAGUGAGUCCGGCGGAUAAUAUGCAGGUGAAGGAGAUUCGCUGCAUCGUCGUCCCGCCGCAGCGCGGCAGUCACCAGGCGGUGGAGAUGCCGGAGAUGCUGCCGCAGCACGAUUUCUUGAAGGAGAUGGAACCGCUGGGAUGGAUCCACACGCAGCCCAACGAACUGCCGCAACUGUCGCCCCAGGACGUGACGACGCAAGCCAAGAUCAUGGCGGAACACCCGGCGUGGGACGGGGAGCGGUGCAUCGUGAUGACGUGCAGCUUCACGCCGGGCUCGUGCUCGUUGGCGGCGUACAAGCUGACGCCGUCGGGCUACGAGUGGGGCCGGCAGAACGCCGAUAAAGGCAACAAUCCCAAGGGCUAUUUGCCGUCGCACUACGAGAAGGUGCAGAUGCUGCUGUCGGACCGCUUCCUCGGAUUCUUCAUGCUGCCCGUCGCCGGCUCCUGGAACUACAACGUCGGUCGGCCGCAGUUCGACAGUAAGAUGAAGUACGAGCUGCAGCUGGCCAACCCCAAGGAGUUCUACCACGAGGACCACCGUCCCACGCACUUCCGCAACUUCACGCAGAUCGAGGAGGCCGCCGCCGUCGACCACGACGACUCCUUCGCCUGAAGCGGUCGCGCGGGUCAUUUGGGCACUGUUUUCUCAUCACAGAAGGCUAGCGCUGGAUUUUCCUUGUUUUACAUUGUGUUUUUUUCUUCCUUCGCGAGGCUGGCGUAUUAAGGUGUAUUUUUUGUCGAAUUAUCAUGCUUUUUCGUACUGGCAUAUGUGUGUAAUCGUGUCGUUAUUUUGUCGGGCGUGGGCCGCGUGGCCGGAAUUAUUUUUCAUUGAAUAAAAUGUUAGGAACGUA